AUGACUACCCUAACUCUUCUUUCCGCCGAGGACGAGUCGACCUCGAUAUCCUUCGACCCUGCCAAUACCAUCGCCGACGUCAAUCCUCUCAUCUAUGGAGGUUUCACCGAGCAUAUGGGCCGUUGUAUUUACGGUGGUCUUUACGAGCCAAACAACAAAGAACUUUCCGACGAGAACGGAUUCCGCCGGGAUGUCAUCUCAUACUUCAAAGAACUUCGAGUCCCGGUCGUUCGAUACCCAGGCGGUAACUUUUGCGCCUCGUACCGAUGGCAAGAUGGCAUUGGACCCAAAGAGAAACGCCCGAAGCGACCAGAGUUGGCUUGGGAGGGAGUGGAGCCCAAUACAUUCGGCACAGACGAGUUCAUGGAAUGGUGCAAAGUAGUUGGCACUGAGCCUUAUCUAUGUCUAAACAUGGGAACAGGGACACUAGAGGAUGCUCUUGCCUGGGUGGAGUAUUGCAAUGGUGACAAGGACACACACUAUGCAAAUCUCAGACGACAGAAUGGCCACGAGAAGCCAUACAAUGUGAAGUACUGGGCUCUUGGAAACGAGAUGUGGGGGCCUUGGCAGGUAGAACAACAUACAAAGGAGGACUAUGCCAAAAAGGCAAUCCAAUGGGCUCGAGGUAUUGACGCCGUCACAGCAUUAAAACUUCUCGACCCUUCUAUUACUUUGAUCUUGUGCGGGAAAGAUGGCUACUCGGACUGGGAUCGCUACACUCUUCAGCAAUGCCUCCGCUGGGUAGACAUGCACUCGAUUCACUACUACUCCAUGGGCAGUGGCCACUACAAAAACAUCUCUUCCGUCUACGCUGCUGAACGAGCCAUCCAAGUCUGCUCAUCUCUCAUCGACCUUGCUCGGUGCGAAUUCGACCUUUCGCCCUUCCCAGAUAUCGAGCGAAUCAUCACCAAGCCAAACAGCGCAAAGCGUCCCACAAUAUGCUUCGACGAGUGGAACGUGUGGGAUCCAGAACGAGCUCCCGGCAACAAGGGUGGUGAGGAACAGUACACGCUCAGCGAUGGGUUGGCAGUCGCCAUCUGGCUGAAUAUCUUUGUACGCAACUGCAAGGACAUCGGCAUGGCCACCAUUGCUCAAAGCGUCAACGUUAUUGCUCCCCUCAUGACAACUCCUCGCGGUGUCUGGAAGCAGGCUACAUAUUUCCCCCUGUUGCUCUUCUCAAAGUACAUGCACGGAAAGGCAGUUUCUGUGCAUACUCGUACGGGCACGUAUCAAGGGGAGACGUUCCCCCGGUGGGUUGAAACGACUGUUCCGGUCCCCAAGCUUGAUGUUAGCGCCACCAUUGACAGCGACGGUUGGAUGAAUGUGGCCAUUGUGAACUCGGAUGAAGAGAAGAGCUACACUACUAAGCUCAAUGGUAUCGCCCCUGGAAGCGAAGUCCAGGUAUUCACUGUUGGUGGGGAGGCUUUCAAAUCUGCCGAUGCCAACUCGGAACACGAAGAAAAAGUCAGCAUUCGAGAGUCUGUGUGGAAUGUAACUGAUACAUCAUACCGCUUUGAGCGUCUGAGCUUCACACUUCUCAGAUGGAAGGCAUAA
This is a messenger RNA of Clonostachys byssicola, 1554 nucleotides long. Lineage: Eukaryota; Fungi; Ascomycota; Sordariomycetes; Hypocreales; Bionectriaceae. The record is from the annotation of a GenBank genome assembly.